Rubroshorea leprosula is the source of this 4044-nucleotide messenger RNA. The record is from the annotation of a GenBank genome assembly. NCBI's taxonomy places the organism in Eukaryota, Viridiplantae, Streptophyta, Magnoliopsida, Malvales, Dipterocarpaceae.
CUAACAAAAUUUUAUUAAAUCAAAGAUUUCAGCCAUGAGCGUUCGCGAGAAGCUCUCCAUCUUUGAGAAUCUCUCCAUCUUUGAGAAUCUUCAAUCUCCAACUCUCCCUUCUUCGUCCCAAGAAUCAGAUCUACAUGAUCAAAGUACUACAAAAAUUCCAAACUCAGUUCCCGUUACUGAUACCAGUAUGGUAUAUUCUCCUUCUCCUCCCACCAUGCAAGGGGAUAUAUCCAUGUAUGAGGCUACUCAACCUGGUAAUUUGGCAGCGUUAUCUUACAAAGAUAAACUCUUAUUUGAUGAGAAUCCUACAAUUGUAUCCUUUGCCACCACUCCAGGAUACAUGGAUGAGGACUCGGAUGUCGAUGACGAUCCGAAUGACUCAACUCCCAUCAUCUUGCUUUCCAAAGCUGAGAAGAGACGCAUAAGAGAGCCAUGGAUGAAUGCCCUCAUCAUCAAAGCCUUUCACUCCAAACCUCUUGGUUACAAUUAUGUCUUUCCAAGGGUGAAGGCUCAAUGGAAGCCAACAAGUAAGUGGGAUUUCAUAGACUUGGGACUUGAUUUUUUUCUUGUUCGAUUUCAGGUUCCAGAGGACCUAAACAGAGUCAUAUCUGGUGGGCCUUGGUUUGUUGGUCCCUACUAUCUAACUAUUAGGAGAUGGGAACCAAACUUUGAUCCUGCAGAGGCCGUUAAUUCAACUACUACCAUUGCUGUGUGGGCAAGGUUCCCAAACUUAUCAGCUGAUCAUUACAAUCCCACCACUCUUCAAAAAAUAAGAAAUGAGGUUGUGACACUUUUGUGCGUAGAUGCUCAUACCGCUCACCACACUCGGGGCCAAUACACACGGAUGAGGGUGUUAAUGCUCUAUGCUUUAAUUGUGGACGAAUUGGCCAUCGCAACAAUCAAUGCCCAGGACUCAAGGACAAAAUCCCCCUAUAAUCAAUGCUAUCUCGAACGCCCCUACAGUGAGGUGAUACUCAACAGGAUUGCAUUGAUUUUGGCCCUUGGCUUCUUGUGGAACAUCGGAAGCCUAGGAAAAAAAACCCCAGUUAUUGGGAACUCAUCGGAGAAGACAAUGGCUACUACAGUGCCUAGCUCAUCUCGUGGGUCUGGAGCCCCGAUCCGCAAACUGGGUCCGAAAUCUCAAUCUAGAUCUACAACCAAUCGUGUGAGUCAAACUAACGGUUACAAGCCACAAGCAUUUAAUGCUGAGCAAACCAGUGUCAAAUUUGAUGUGUCAGCUAUAUCUGGAAAAGCAGUUUAUUUAGAAAGUUUCAACGAGCAGAAAUUUAAAGAACCCCAAUGGGUCAUCAAAAACUCAUCAAAGGUCCAGAGUGUUUCUAAAGGUAAGGGCCACCUUGAGCCCAGAGCAAAAACCAAGCUUAUAUCAAACCCAAACCCCAAGGCCCGAAACACUCUUGAGCUUGUCAAUGCUCUUAUUUCUUUCUCAUCAUCAGAGUCCACUCCAAUUACGAGACCUAUAUUUACCACCCAUAUGACAGUAGUAGACUCUUCUUCUCAACCCAUUACAUCUUGUGCCCCACCUUCAUCCUCCCUCACUCAAUCCUCUCACUGCUCGUCGAUAUUUUCUUCUCUUUGUUCUCCCUCAACCCAUGGAACCCCUCAAUUGCUUGUCCCUUCACCCAAACCUCCAAAUCUGCUUAGUAAGGGGCAACACCAAGAUUCAUCUGAACUAUGCGUUGAAACGGAUGCUAGCCGAUGUUUCUCCAAGGAGCGAGAAUUGGACAAUGCCACAGAUUUUGGAGGCAUGGCGUGCUCCGAUAAUCACCUACAAUCGUAUGGAUCUACAGGGGAUUCUACAUCUUACCCCAGCUCCAUCAACCGACCUAGCCUCAAGAGAACAGUUUCAGAUCAUGAAUCUAGAAUUGUCAGAAGGAGCGAAUAUCGAAGAGGACUUAAGCCUUAUCAUUCCGCAUCAAAUUUCCAGCUCAGCUUACAUGCCUCAUCUGAAGAUAAUCAACAUGAAAGGCAAGAUGGAACAUCUUCAUUUAGUGUCCAAAAUGCUCCCCUCGUUAUUUACGAAGUCAAAAAUAGAUUACGAGACUCUCUUAAUCCCCUUCCACUUCCCCCAAGCAAGGUUCCUGUUCAAGGACCAGAGGCUUCCAGUGCCAAUCUUGGACUUGACACUAGCCCAGAUCCUACUGGGAAUCUCAAAUCAGAUGCCAUGGAUUUGAAACGCACCCACAAUCCUGUUAUUAUGCUGGUUGUUGAAACUAAAUUAUUUGGAGAAGAUGCUCGAAGCCAAGCAGCUUCUCUUGGAUUUGCUAAAUCCUUUGUGGUGAACUCUAAUGGGCUUGCUAGAGGGCUAUGGCUUUUAUGGGAUGAUGCUAUAGUUGUGGUGGACAUUGUCUCCUAUAGCGAUCAAGCCAUUCAUGCAAUUAUUAAGGAUCUUUUCUCCACCACACUUGAUCAUUCCUUUAUGGACUCUUUUCAAACUAUUCAACUUUCUAUUGAUGAGUCCCUUAGUUUGGAUUCUCUCAGUGGAAUUCCCUCCGAAGUUGAAAUUUUGAGAGCAUUUAACUCUAUGAAGCCUUAUAAAGCUCCUGGCCCGGAUGAUAAAACUGACUCUUUUCUUCCAACUAGAGGCAUCCGUCAAAGUGACCCCUUUUCUCCAUAUUUGUUCAUUAUUUGCAUGGAGUUUUUAUCUCUUAAAAUAUCUGCUGAUAUGGAGGCUGGGCACUGGAAAGGUUCUAAGGCGGGUAGGAGAGGGCCUUUGCUCUCUCACUUAUCUGGCCAGCAUGUGAAUCCUGCUAAAUCAAAGAUUUUCUUCUCCAAAAAUGUGUCUAUUAACAAUAGGGAGUCCCUUUCUGCUAUCUUGGGCUUUCCUUGCACGGAGGACCUUGGUACUUAUCUAGGUCGUGUCACCCUCACUUCUUCGGUCUUAGCAGCUAUCCCUAAUUAUUAUAUGCAAACCAUGCUUUUACCUGCUUCAGUUCAUACUGAGUUAGACCAAAUAUCUCAAAUUUUCAUUUGGGGAUCAGAAGAUAACCAAAAGAAGAUUCAUCUAGUUGGGUGGCAGACUGUCACCCAACCUAGGGUUCUUAGAGGGUUGGGACUCAAAAGUUCCAAGGAAGCUAACUUAGCAGCCAUGAGUAAACUCAACUGGAGAUUAUUCUGGACUGAUUGUUGGUGUUGUGAUAUCCCACUUAUCUCUUGGAUAUAUGGUCCUCAUACUCCUGGCUUCGAGCUCAUCACUGUUGCUGAAUUUUUCAAUGCUGGUGCAUCCGCUGCUGAUCUUAUUGCUUAUCCCAUUCCUACCAACAUUGAACCCCUUAUUUAUGCUGUUCCUGUAUCUCUUUUUGCUUUAAGAGAAGACACAUUUACUUGGGUUGGUAGCUCCAAUGGGUCUUUCUCAUCUGCUUCUGCUUAUUGUAUUACAAAGCAUCUCCCUCUUAAACCUUUGGAGGAUUGGAGAUGGUUGUGGAAAUCUUAUACUUACCCAAAAAUUCAAUACUUCCUUUGGUUGCUUGCCCAUGACCGUCUAAAAUGCUUCUCCUUUUUACAUAGACUUGGUAUUAUCUCCUCUCAUCUAUGCCCGUUAUGUCAUUUGGAAGAUGAAACAGUUGAGCAUCUGAUUCGCUCUUGCCCUGUUUCUGUUACUAUUCUUUCUGAUGUUCUCCCUGGGCAAUCCCUACCAACCCCUCCUUCUUGUGGAUCCUCUUUCUUUAAAUGGUCCAAACCCCUCUCCCCCUUUAUUAAACUUAACACAGAUGGCUCUAUCCUUGGGAACCCAGGUGGAGCAGCUUCGGGAGGUUUGUUUCGAGAUCAUAAUGGUGGUUGGAUUCUUGGAUUUGCCAAAAAAAUUGGAAUCACUAGCAGCCUUACUGCUGAGCUUUGGGCUGGGCUUUGAGAGAUGGCCUUGCCCUUGCUAUUACUCAUUCCUCUUCUCACCUAAUUGUUGAAAUGGAUUCCAGUACUGCUUUUAAUUUCAUGAUGAAUACUGCUAGCAUUUCUCAUCCCCUCAGUUCUCUAAUCUUGGAUUGCAGGGAUCUCCUCAGACUCAUCCCCUAUGUUCAGAUAUUUCAU